Messenger RNA from Odocoileus virginianus texanus, 1905 nucleotides. Lineage: Eukaryota; Metazoa; Chordata; Mammalia; Artiodactyla; Cervidae. The record is from RefSeq and is a predicted model, not a curated record.
GUGGGGAGGCCCCGGCUACCAGAAGGAGGAUCCAAGCCACAGCUUUCCUGCCAGCAGAAAGCAAAAUUAACAAGAACCACCUGGAAAUUCCAGCAGACCAGCUCCGACUGGAGCUCACUUUCUCAGAGUUCCUGCCCCAGAGAACACAGAACAGUAAACAAGGGCUGUUCCAGCUGUGGAGUUACCCUCUGAGCGAAGCAAGCACCGGGGAGCUCAGGGAUUUCAAAAUAUCUUCAGUGGGAACUGGCUGUGAUAUGACCAAUAAUCCCAUCAGGCUCUUCGGUGUGAACCCCCCGCUGACAAGUGCCUCAGUGGACAAGCUGGCUGGCUCCUGCCCCGCGCUGCAGGUACCAGUAAGUCUCUGCUGUACAUAUGCUGAUGGAGACUUUUUCAAGGACAGGAAUGAGCCUCAUAUUCAUUUAUGCUCAACUCUAGAAAACAACAGUGGAGAACUUUUAACUGCUCCAAACUGGAAUCUGAAGUAUGGAAAUAGCAGCGUGGAGGAAAAUUUAACAGAUGAAAGCGAUUUAUCAGAAAAUGAAAAAGCAAAUGAUACUCUACUCAGCUAUUUUAAAAAGAUGGACCUGAACUUAAAGCCAGAAACAAUAGAAAAUGUUGAAGAACCUUUCACAGAGGAAAUGAAUGAAGUAUUUCCAUAUCCUGAUUUUCUUCCUCCUCCUUUCAGUACUUUGGACUUGCACAAAUUGGCCCUCUCAAAAUCUGAUAGUUGGAAAAUGAUGGUGGAGGCUCCGGACAGUUCUCUGGAGCCGCUGAUGGCUCGUUUGCUGGACAUGGAAAGACUUCAGCAGCUGACCAUUCAGAGAGAAAGGCCCAGACUGCAGACCUCCUUCUGUGCCCCGGUCGUCACCGAACGACCCCCUUCCUCCAAAGCUGUCUCCAAAACAAGACAGCCCAAACCGCCUGACGCGGUGGGUCUUCAAAUGGCUUGUGUAGAGAAAAGUUAUGAGAGAAGAAAAAACAGUUCUGGUUCUUACAAGCCUGAACACAGUGCUUCCAAGUGGAACUGGAACGGCGCUGGCAAAUACAAGUGGAGUUCUAGACCAGCUCUGAAAGCCUCAUCCACCCCAAAACAGGUCACUGCAGCUCAUGAUGACUUUAAGAACCCCAAAAUCUCUGUUUUAAACCCAUGCCAAGAACUCACAAUCAAGCCCGCUUCUGUCCAGACGACUCAGCUGCUGGUUAAAACGGUCUCGGCCAGAUGUCUGCCACCAAAGUCUCCUACACCAAUUUCACCCAUACCUCUGUCUUUUCCUGAUAGUCACAGGGAAGAGACUCAGGCACCAAGGUCCAAAAAGAAACUUUACCGAAAAGAUGUAGUGCUGAACAGACCAUUCUGUGUUCAGAAGCUGAACUGUUGUUUAUCACCUUCAUUAAUAGCUAAGGAUAAGUGCUCACCCACUGACCAAAAAUAACAUAACUGUCUUCUUUCCUGCAUCUCAACAUGAGCAAAUCUAUUCCAAGAAGCCCAGCUAAAAUAUAGUUCCUUAUUCCGAGAUACAGGUAUUAUACACGCACACGUGCGCGCACCAUCCCUGAACGUGCUGUGGAGUGGAGCUCGUGAGAGUCCCAGCUGAGACGUCUACACGUAAACCAAGGGCUUCCCUGAUGAUGUGUCCUCCAUGUUAUGUUUCUAAGGAAUGUUUCACUUGGAAAACCAUGCUACUCAAGGUGGUUCUCUUGUUGUGAUUAUUUUCCAGUGUAAUUCCAUCAUCAAUAAAUGGUAUAACAGACUUAUCACUGGUAUGAUUAUUUUUUUAAAUUCUAUUAUACAGUAGUAAGAAUCGUAAUUUUUUUGUUAGAGUUGACUUGCAGUGUUGUGUUUCAGGGGUACAGCAGAAUGAUUCAGUUGUGUAUAUAUAUUUAUGUUCUUUCAGAUUUUACUAU